AUGUCGGAAAAUGAGCGGCAGCUGGCCGAUUCAAGGCGGGCCCCUCCAACCGUGCCUCUGUUGGGUUCGUCAGAGCCGGGAGCUUCGGGUCCCUCUGGCAAUGACUCUCAAGCAUCCCUCCAGGCGAAGCGACGCCGGCGCCCAGCUGACGCGAAAAGUCAACCACGUAAGAAUCAAUCAUUCUACUUUGUCGACUCCACCUCUUCAUCCAAGGAGAAACGAGCCCAUGUUAUGCGCCACCAUGUCCAAGAGAAGAAGAAGCAACGCAAGCUAUCCCACGACCCAUCAUUCUCCAAGCCGGGCGUCAACCAUACACAGCCAGUCAGAACAGGCUCCGGGAAUGAUGCAGAACUUGAGGCCGAGGCGCCAUUGAAUAGCGCACAAGAAUCCUCCGCCAACAAAGAUUCGUCGCUUCAAAUCAGGUUUUCGGCUGUGAGGCCCUAUUCCCAGCCCACAGUCCCUGUGCAAAUCGGCUCUCCCAUCACUAUGAUGGAUGCAUCCCGGAAAGAUCCCUUUGCCAGCCUGCCCUUUAUGUAUGAUCGCGAAGAUUUGGAAUUGGUGGACUAUUGGACGAACAAGUUGACGUAUUGGUCCGGGCCAAACACAUACUUAAAGAAUCAAAUCUUCCGAACUGCCAUGGGCCACCCGCUCUCAUUCCAGGCGGUUGUCCUGUCAUACUGCGCGCGGUGGAAAGGGCAGCUGUAUGGCAUCACCGAUAGCACGGAGAUUCGACGUCAUGUCGAUCGCUCCCGACGGCUCAUUGAUGAUGCUUCCGCGGGGUCCAUGUCCGUCAAUGAAGACGACUUGGCCAUGGCUCUGGCAGGAAUGGCUCUCCAGGAGGAACGAUUCGGCAGCAAACCAGUUGCGCAGACGUACGCCACUCGAGCCGUUCAGAUCAUACGACCACGGACCGGCUUCAACAUGCCUGUCGAGGCUUUUCUCCAAUACGUGCGAUACAUCAUGACACCAGUCACUGUAACCAUCAAGCCGGCAGACCGGCGAUGGCUUGUCACAUUUUUACGGGGGGCCGAAGAUCUCAUGCGGGAGCACAAUUCCCCUGAAUAUUCUUUGCGGGCACCCCGGCGGCAUGACGCUUUUCAGAUGGAGAGCCCGCUCUUUUCCCUGCUGUCCAGCGGACCACGGCCUUCCCAGGUGCCGCAGGCAUCGCGAAUGUAUGUGGUUCGGGACUCGACCACCCAAGAGGUGAGUCGAACUGCUGCGCUGAUCUAUAUCACUGCGGCUCUUUGGGACUUCCAGGACUCGCCGAACAAGACCAACCGGUUUCUGCUCUACCUGGACACCAUUGUUCGACAACACCACCUCGACCGACAUCCGGCCUGCGAAACCCUGCUCUGGGUACUGCUGGAGGAGGGAUAUGAGGCAGAUCUCCGGGACCCGGAACGAGGAUGGUCGACGGGCGAGCUGCUGAAAACGCACAAGCAGCUGCGACCGGACCUCCAAUUCCAAUUUAACGAAAUUCUGAUGAAUUUUUUGAGCCUGCGAGCUCCCAUCCGUGGGAUCAAUGUCUUUGAGGAAGCGCUCCAGGCGGAUUGUGCACAAUCCAUGGCGGCCAACACGAUCACAGCAUCCAAUCCAUGA
Molecule: messenger RNA, 1599 nt
Organism: Penicillium alfredii
Lineage: Eukaryota; Fungi; Ascomycota; Eurotiomycetes; Eurotiales; Aspergillaceae
Exons: 3
Coding region: 1-1599 (532 amino acids)
Source: RefSeq, a predicted model, not a curated record